Molecule: messenger RNA, 4014 nt
Organism: Diceros bicornis minor
Lineage: Eukaryota; Metazoa; Chordata; Mammalia; Perissodactyla; Rhinocerotidae
Product: AFG3-like protein 1
Exons: 5
Coding region: 1395-2036 (213 amino acids)
Biological process (GO): mitochondrial protein processing; protein-containing complex assembly
Cellular component (GO): m-AAA complex
Molecular function (GO): metalloendopeptidase activity; ATP-dependent peptidase activity; ATP binding
Source: RefSeq, a predicted model, not a curated record
CCUUGGAACCGCCCGGCAGGAGAUCCGUUUUCAGCAGAUGGCUCUGCAGGUGAGACUGACACCAUUUUCCCAGUGGCUGUGUUCAAAACCACCCAGAGGUGCCUCUCUGUCUUCUACCAUGGUUAGCAGCACAAGGUUUGCAGGAACCGAGUGUGGCUUCCUCAGUGUCUCCCCAAAGUGAGGAGCCAGGGGGUGGGGCAUGUGAUGACUCAGGAUGCACCCACCUCCCCCUUUUCUUGCUUCCGUAUGGAACCACACUUAGCUCUUCCCAUUUCUGGGUCACUGCAGUGCUUUUUCAUGUCUUCAUGGGUUGGAUGUCUCAGAGAAGAUGGUGAAAGAGAAACUCUUUCAGAAGGAAGUUGCUAGGUGAAUCUUUUGGUUUGUUUCCGCACAUGUGUGGGCCAGCUGAGCUGAGUCUCAUGUUUGGAAAGCAGAACAGAGACGAUAUGCAGACUGCAGUUGGCUGGAACACAUCUGCCCCUUGGAGCAGGCUGUGGGCCUGUGCUCAGUGCCCUGCCCCCUGGAGGCCGUGUGUGUGGAGGCUUGAGUAGAAGGUACUUCCCCGCACUUCCUGUUUUCCUGUCAUUGGGACUUGGAGGUGCGUGUUUAUUGCACCAAGCAAGAAGUCAGGAAGGAAAACUGGCUUCUCUUUUACUCUCCUUAUCUUGGCGGACAGCAUGGUUGUUUAUCUGAGUGUGAUGUGUGCUUUUAAAGUGCUAGAACCUCAUCGUUUUGUCCCUAAGGGUUUGAGAAAUUCUUUGAGGAGAAGAAACACAGACUUAGGAAAAAACAACUCCAAAAAAGGUAAAAGGGCCAAUUUGACAAAUCAGACCGUCAAAAGUUUUACAUUUGAGGGGCCAGCCUGGUGGCGCAGUGGUUAAAUGCGUGCUGUCUGCUGCAGCGGUCCAAGGGUUCACAGGUUCGGAUCCCGGGUGCUCACUGAGGCAUCGCUUGUCAGGCCAUGCUGCGGCGGCGUCCCACAUAAAGUAGAGGAAGAUGGGCAUGGAUGCUAGCCCAGGGCCAGUCUUCCUCACCAAAAAAAAAAAAAAAACUUUUACAUUUGAGUAUUUUUAAAGCAUUCACUAUUUUUUGAGUUACUCGCCUUGGGAGGUGACAGGCAGGUGGGCCCAUGCGUGUGUGAUGUUGGCAUUCUCUUCCCUUUGCUUGUUCAUGGAUGUGGCCGACACUCCCAAGUCAUGCCAUCCUUUGUCUUCAUUGCUCUGUGCCUCCUGAGCUUGUUUGGAUUCUAAGCCUUGGCAUACCCAUCUUUUAAAUUAUAUCAGAGUUUGGUGAUGUGGAUUGGUGAAGUUAGUAUUUAUCAGAUGUGUUUCUCCUGCGAAAUGUCUUCUGCUCAGGUACCCAAGAGCAAGGAAUAGGAAGAGGCCCAUAAAAGCAUGUUGAGAGGAACUGGUGAACCAAAAGAUACUGGGCCUAGAGCGAGUGGAGGCAAGAGAGGAGGGAAGCAGAAUGACUUUGCCUGGUGGAAACGGAUGCAGAAGGGCGAGUUCCCCUGGGACGACAAGGAUUUCUGCAGUCUGGUUGUUUUGGGGGCAGGUGUUGCCAUGGGAUUUUUCUACUUGUAUUUUCGAGAUCCUGGGAAAGAAAUCAUGUGGAAGCACUUCAUGCAGUAUUACCUGGCGAGAGGUCUGGUGUCCAUCAUUCUGCGGGGCAAGGGGCUUGGCUACGCCCAGUGCUUGCCCAGGGAGCAGUACCUGUACACGCAGGAGCAGCUCUUCGACCGCAUGUGCACGAUGCUGGGGGGCAGGGUGGCCAAGCAGCUCUUCUUUGGGCAGAUCACCACAGGGGCCCAGGACGACUUGAGGAAGGUCACCCAGAGCGCCUACGCCCAGGUAAAGGACAGCGACCGUGGCGAGGGGCUCUACGCAGCCAAGUCCAGCCAGGCUUACCCUUGGCUCCUUGCUCACUUCCACACUGUGCAGUUUGGGAUGAGUGAAAAGCUGGGCCAGGUGUCCUUUGACUUUCCCCGGCAAGGUGAGAUGCUGGUGGAGAGGCUGUACAGCGAGGCUGCUGCCUAGCUCAUCGACGAGGAGGUGCUGCAUCUCAUCAGCUCCGCCUGUGAGCGGACCCUGGGCCUGCUGACGCGGGGCCGGGACCAGGUGGACAAGGCGAGUGGGCACACCCAUCCUUGUGGGACACUUGGGUUUGGGGCCUGCCUGUGGUGGUGCCGACUGUCCUGGGAGUGGCUGAACAGACUCCUUCAGAGCAGCCUGAUGGGCAGCCGUGAUUUCCAUGUGGGCAAGCGGCUGCUGGAGAAAGAGGUGCUGGACAAAGCCGACAUGGUGGAGCUGCUGGGCUCCCGGCCCUUUGUGAAGUCCACCUACGAGGAGUUUGUGGAAGGCACUGGGCCUGGAGGAGGACACGUCCCUUCCCGAGGGGUUGAAGGGCUGGAACCGGGGGCAGGAGGAGGGGAGCAUGCAGCACCUCGUGCGGGAGAGCCUGGCUUAGUGACUCUGCCUUUGAAAGCAGCUGUCAGAAUCACCAGAAAACAAAUUAAAACGUGAUAACAGCAAAUUGGCAUUUUAGAUGAGGGCACUCUGAACCCACAGGGAUGCCCGCUCCCAGAACAUGGCCUUCCCCCGAGAAGGGAGCUGGGACCCUGUUCCUAGAGGACAGGGGUCCUGAGUCAGAGGGGAGGGCAGUGGGCCAUAACUCAGCCACUGCCCCGGGGAGCAGAGAGCAUUGUGUCUUCCUGGAGAGCCCUGAGUGUCAGAUGCUUGCGGGCCUCCGACAAGAUGGGGCGCAUCUGGUGGGGACAGCACCUCAUGGAGAAGUGUAAGUGCUGGUCACCAUGAUUCCCCAAGGAGAGGAGGCUUUUGGCUCAGUUCAGAAAUGCUCGGGAUUUGGUGAGGUGGCGGAAUUAAGAAAAGGAAAUUAUGAGCCAGUUAUCAAGGGAAAGUGUGAGGUUUUUUUUUUGUUUUAGUGAGGAAGAUUAGCCCUGAGCUAACAUCUGUUGCCAAUCCUCUUUUUUCUGAGGAACGUUGGUCCUGAGCUAACAUCUGUGUCCAUCUUCCUCUAUUUUAUAUGGGACACUGCCACAGCAUGGCUGAUGACUGGUGUGUAGGUCCACUUCCAGGAUUUGAACCCGCAAACCCCAGGCUGUAGAAGCGGAGCGCUGAAACUUAACCACUAUGCCACCUGGUUGGCCCUAGGUGUGAGGUUUUUUUUUUUUUUUAUGUGAGGAGGACUAGCCCUGAGCUAACAUCCGAUGCCAAUCCUCCCCUUUUUUCUUGAGGAAGAUUGGCCCUGAGCUAACACCUGUGCCCAUCUUCCUCUACUUUUUAUGGGAUGCUGCCACAGCAUGGCUCGACAAGCGAUGUGUCAGUGCGCGCCUGGGAUCUGAACCUGCGAACCCCGGGCUGCUGAAGUGGAGCACACGCACUUAACUGCUUGCACCACCGGGCCGGCCCCUAAGUGUUAGGUUUUUAAAAUAGCCGUUUGGGUUGGUGGAAGGCCUGUCAGUCCUUACGGAGGAAACGCAGCACCUCCCAGAGGGGUGUGGUUAGGCCGGAUGGCGGAGCCAUGGGGGAGCUGAGUCUCCCAGCACCUGGGCUGAGCGCGAGAGAGGCAGUUUCUCAGAACCUGGCACCCAUCCUCAGGGCAGAGGCCUUAGUGACAGGGUGUGUCUGGAUUCAGUUCCCUUCUCCAGUAACCUGUGUUCCUUGCAACCCUUUAGAAUCACGGAGAGGCUCUGGGCUGACGUGGGGGUCCUGCUGUCACCACCUGUUAACUCUCUUCCUGGUGUCAGGCAACCUGUUAACUCUCUGCCUGGUGUCAGGCAGCUGGCAGACGAGAGGAGAGCCAGUUCCGGGUCGUGAGCUCUAGGUCUGAUGCCUUACACUUGUCCAGUUGGCUCUGGAGCGGGAAUGGCUCCGCACCCUGGGAGCUGGAGUCAGGACCAGGAGCCUGGGGUUAAUGGAGAUGUCCCAGCGCACAGCCUGCCGCCUGAAGUCGUCAGAAUCACAACAGUAGUGGGGUAUCAGCUGCUGCCUUGGU